AUGCAGCAGCAGCAGCAGCAGAAGAUCCUGUGCUGCAGCAGCAGCUGCUACUGCAGCACAGCCCGCUGCUGCAGAUGGUCCGAAACGCAUGCAGCACCUAAACUUUCAUCAGCAGCACCGUCUGCUGCAGCAGGUGCUGCAGCAGCAGCAGCUCUUGCUGCAGCAGCUCUUGCUGCAGCAGCUCUUGCUGCAGCAGCUCUUGCUGCAGCGGCUCUCCCUGCGGCGGGUCAGCGGGUUCUGCUGCUGCUGGUGUUGCUGCAGCAGGUGUUGCUGCAGCAGCAAGAGCUGCAGCAGGUGUUGCUGCAGCAGCAAGAGCUGCAGCAGGUGUUGCUGCAGCAGCAAGAGCUGCAGCAGGUGUUGCUGCAGCAGCAAAAGCUGCAGCAGGUGUUGCUGCAGCAGCAAGAGCUGCAGCAGCUGUUGCUGCAGCAGCAAGAGCUGCAGCAGGUGUUGCUGCAGCAGCAAGAGCUGCAGCAGGUGUUGCUGCAGCAGCAAAAGCUGCAGCAGGUGUUGCUGCAGCAGCAAGAGCUGCAGCAGGUGUUGCUGCAGCAGCGCGUGAGCAGUUUGAAUGUCUCAGCACAAGAAACUCGACGAAACAUUUUGUUUUAG
Molecule: messenger RNA, 606 nt
Organism: Eimeria mitis
Lineage: Eukaryota; Apicomplexa; Conoidasida; Eucoccidiorida; Eimeriidae
Exons: 1
Coding region: 1-606 (201 amino acids)
Source: RefSeq, a predicted model, not a curated record